Messenger RNA from Corticium candelabrum, 823 nucleotides. RefSeq lists its product as uncharacterized. The record is from RefSeq and is a predicted model, not a curated record. The coding region runs from base 30 to 602 and encodes 190 amino acids. Lineage: Eukaryota; Metazoa; Porifera; Homoscleromorpha; Homosclerophorida; Plakinidae. The transcript has 7 exons.
GAUACUGUGCACCGCCUCUGUCAUUUGUGAUGGACGCAGAAACGGUGGAAGACGAGAACGGUGAUUGCAGUGAGUCUUGGGUUGCUGUCAGCCGCGAACACGUUGCUGAUGUCGACUACGAAGAGGGACGCUUGUCAACAGCGAGCAGCGAUGAAAGCAGUGUUGAAGAGCAACUGGCUGAAGCAGUCGAGGAGAACGUAGAAAACGAGAGACAAACAUCCGGGGACAGGCAAGGAGUGCAGGUGUCAUUGUCAUUGAUAGAUGAUGAAGAUGUGGCGACGAGCUCGAACACGCGCAGCAGACUUGAAGUCAGCAGCAAGAUGUUGGGUGAAGAGGAAAGGCUGAGGAGAUCUGCUGAGAAGGAGACAAAGGUGGAAGAUCCUUUGAAAGAUGCACGUGAGGGUGUUGAAUUGAAGAGGUCAAGAGAACAUAGUAGUCAGACGAAAAGUUGGUUCAGUCUUCGAGGCAGCAAAGCGUUCAAGAGUGGUCUAGCUCUGUUCGAUCGAGCUUUGCCGAUGCUUGUCUGUACUCAUCUUCUCUCGUUUGUCAUUGGAGUCCUUGUUUGUCAGAACUGGUCAGUUCAUUUCACAAUUGCAAGAUGACUGUUCACUCAAUAUCUUCACAAUGACAGCAAUUUGGACGAACUUAAUGCCUGUAGCAAUACAACAGCUGUGUAUUUCUAGACUAACGUUUACCUUCUAGCUCCUGCUGACUGCUUGUUUGACACAGCCUUCUUUGAUUAAUUAAGAAAGUUAACUAGAUAGCGUACAGAGUCAAAGCCUCAAUAAUUUAUGUGCAUGUGCGUUUACUCGCGCACGUGCCA